AUGCCACAAAAGAGGAAACAUUCUCUGUUGGAGUCAAGCAAGCAGAAGCCUGGUGCGGAGCACAAGUUAGAGACGGGCGAUUAUCAAGACAGAAUCGCAUGUUCAGGUGCUACGGGGCCUCUUGUUUGUCCUUCACCAUGCAAUCCAAGUCUCCCUGGGGCUUCUGUAGAAACAGGUGAUUCACUAGAAAUUUCUUGGAAGACAUUUCUGUCUGUGUUAAGAUCCAUGGAGGAAUGUUCGGAAAGCAAGAUGAGCACCUUGGUUCCGCAGCUAAUAACAUCGCAACCAAUUCUAUUGAGGAAAAAAAUUGCCACAAAACCUGAAAAAAUAAGAAAAGGCCGAUCAAGUGCUUUCCCUGUUAUACUGAGACCUGGUGAAAAAUCAAAUGCAGUACUCCAAAAGGAAAGGGAACUGAGUGCUGUCGUUCACAACUCAAAGCAAGACAUGGAGAAAAUUAGAAUUGGCUCUGGUCAACCUGAUUCUUGUGGAAAAAAUUCUAAAGGAGACAUAUGUCACUCAGCAAGCAAAACUAAGGGAGAGCAAACCUCAAAUGAAACAAGUUACACUCAGCUACCGUUGACUCUACCUGAGCCCAAAUCUACAGUCCAAAGACAACGUGAAGUACCUCCUCUCAUUGCACAAGAAAACACAGCCUUGCCACACAAGUUCAAAAAAGGCAACUUAGGGCUGGCAAAUCACAAAGAGUGGCAUCAACAGAGUGAACAUUUUAAUGGAGACAGGUCUAAAUCAUGGAGCUCUAUCAUUAUGGGGGGUGAGAGACGCACGCAAAUCUGUUGUGAUCUCAAUUUCUUCAGCAUCUGUUGUUUGCCUAUGAGAAGAAACCGAAGAAUUCAGCCGAAGUCAUCCCAAACAGAGACUCAGCUGUCAUCUCGGGAGAGCAAUUGCGUGGGAUCAAACAAAGUUUUCCGUCAGAAAGUAAAUAGCAAUGUUAGUGCACUCCCUCACUUGGAAUGCCAAACGAAACCCAAUUUUCUGUCCAGUGCUGUGAAGCACCAGCCACAAGAUGGUACCCUGCCACAAAUAGCUACUAAGAACUCACAAAACACAUUGCAUCAGCAGGAAAACAAAGCCCCGCCAUUUUCUUCAGCAUUACCUGAAAGCAGCAACCGAGUGCUGUCUAGCAAAGCAGAACUAGAAAAAGCCCAUAAUCUCAAACUUCCUCUGACUGCAGCAGAGAGCUUGAAAUUUUUUAGAAGUCAACUAGCUCUGUAUGAACAACAAGUUAAAGACUACAAGGCUGUAGUAUCUGCCGGGCUAGGAGCUAAGAAGAUCGAAACAGGACACCCUGGCCCUUGAGAGAACAAUAAUUCCCUAUGGCCUGGCGAUCACGAGCUCUUACAAAAAAAAAGUAGUGACCGUGCAUACAGAUCUGAAAUAUUGGCUAUCGUUGGGGAAAGAGAUCGUUUAGGCAAUAUGGUAAGAUGUCUGGAUCACAAGACAGGUGAGAAAAUUGGCAUGAAAAUAAUCUGGAAUAAAGAGAAAUUUUAUAGCCAGGCCCUGGUGGGGAAGUCAGCAUUCUUGACACCCUUAGCGAGGAUGAAGAUUAAUCACGUACAACGUAUGAUCCACAUGAAAGAAUAUUUACUUCCGUAUCACUUCUGCAUUUCUUUUGAACUAUUAGGUAUAAAUCUGUAUGAAUUAAUCAAAAAUAAUUUCCAAGGCUUCACCUUGAGUCUGGGAUUAAAACCGGUUCCUCAGUGUAUAUUAAGAUGUUUACAAUUUGGUAUACAGAAAAUUAUCCACUGUGAUCUAAAAUACGAGAACAUACUUAUAAACCAACCACAACCAGGGCAAAUUUCGUUUAAAGUUAUCGACUUUGGAUCAAGCUGCUUUGAGCACCAAAGAGUGUACACGUAUGUCCAGAGUCGGUUUUAUCGUUCCCCGGAAGUGAUUCUUGGCCACCCUUAUGCAACUUCCAUUGACAUGUGGAGUCUGGGCUGCAUCAUGGCUGAGCUCUACACAGGGUACCCCCUCUUUCCCGGAGAGAAUGAAGCGGAGCAGCUUGCCUGCAUCAUGGAGAUACUUGGCCUCCCACCAACCGAUUUCAUUCAGACGGCAUCAAGAAGGAGAAACUUCUUUGACUCUAAUGGUGUCCCAAAGAAUGUAACCAAUAGCAGGGGGAAAGUACGAAACCCAAAUUCGAAGGAUCUGAGUAUUGUAUUGAAAACCUACGAUGUUUCGUUUCUGGAUUUUCUGAAGAAAUGUCUGGUAUGGAAGCCUGCCUCGCGGAUGACUCCGGAACAAGCGAUGCACCAUGCCUGGAUGCAGGACCCAUUGGUACAUAAAACAAAACAAAAACCCAAGAUGGUUCCAAAGUCCAGCGAGGGAUCCUUCGUCACCCCUGAGAAGAAAAAGGAGAUCUUUCAUAAAAUCCCACAGCCGGAAAGAGGAGACGAAAUCUGGCACCCGCCCCCUGGAGAAAUUAAAUGCGAACCCCCUGAGAAGUUGCCUGUUGCUAACCAAAAAAUGUCUACCCUGGUUCUGCCCCAAGAAACAAACAGAGAUGAAAGCCAGGAUGCAAACCAACAGGACACUUCCGUGAAAGAGAGAGAGACCCCCAUGGACAAAGCUGUAAAAAGAGACCACAGGACUGAGAAGGUCGCACACAAAAAUACAAGCAUCUUUCCACCCAUUCGGUACAAGCAGUAACUUGGCCCUCUUUCCAUAUCUUUGUGGUACAUGGUGUGUGUUUGUGUGUUUUUUAAGGUAAAUAUUUUGCUGUACUGUGUUCAAGAACAGAAAUUGAAUGUAUAGCACUCUGCAUAUGGUCUGUGCGCCCUUCUUGCCAUUUUAACAAGGUUGUGGAAUAAGAUUGAAUGAAACGGAAAUGUGUAUUUUCUGCCAUUUGGAUGGGAGACCCUUCUGCUACCUGACCUGGCAGAAAGGUUUGGCUGGAACAGGGGAGAAGAGAACUACUAUGUGUGCUCUGCAAAACGAGGACUGGCAAAAGAUGACUGAUGCUGAGCCUUUAAAACACUUCUUGCGGCUUCUGGGAUGUUUCAAUCAGUUUAAAUUUUUUUUUAAAAAAAAUCCGGCACUCAUGAUUUCAGGACUCCUAAAAUCUCAGAAUAUUAAAAGCAAAUCCACAGUCA
Sphaerodactylus townsendi is the source of this 3113-nucleotide messenger RNA. RefSeq names its product dual specificity tyrosine phosphorylation regulated kinase 4 (gene DYRK4). Gene Ontology annotation, cellular component: nucleus. Lineage: Eukaryota; Metazoa; Chordata; Lepidosauria; Squamata; Sphaerodactylidae. Gene Ontology annotation, biological process: peptidyl-threonine phosphorylation; peptidyl-serine phosphorylation. Gene Ontology annotation, molecular function: ATP binding; protein serine/threonine kinase activity. The record is from RefSeq and is a predicted model, not a curated record.